AUGGAGGUGUGGAGCGAUGUCACUCGAUUAGUCCAUAAGUUCGGCGGCGGUCUGCUACUGACUGGUAUGUUGAUCAUAAGCUUCCUGUGCGCCGAGAGGGUAUUCGUACCUCUCCGUCUUUUCCACUUCCAUAUCACCCGUCUUGUCGGCCGUCAUUAUGCCUUGUCCGUUAUAUUCGGCGUCAUCAGUGCCGUGGCCUUGGUGGCGAUACUGCAGCAAGUGUGGAACUAUGUCUGUGAAAUAUUCUUGUCCCACUACGACAAGGACCGCAUUUUCCUGUACACCGUCCGACAUUCCCAAGGUGUCGCUGAGUCAUUAAUUCAAGAUGUCCAGGAGUUUUUGGAUAGCGCAGCAUGGUACCAGCGGAAGAAUGUCCCGUAUCGGCGCAUAUACCUGUUUCACGGCCCAACCGGCACCGGCAAAACCAGAUUCAUAAUGGCGCUAGCUGGGUAUUUCAACCGGAGCGUCUGCCUGCUUAAUCUCCGUGAUGGGACGUUAACGGAUAACGUGUUGCUGCGAUUGAUGGACGAUGCGCCAGCGGAUGCGGUUAUUCUAAUGGAGAAUGUGGAUACGGCAUUUGGUGAUCCUGAGGGCGUCGGCCUGGCCGUUCUGCGACUACUGAAUGCCCUGGAUGUGGGACAGUUAAAAAAUGGACGAUUGAUCUUUUUGACGGCCAACAGGCUCGACCGUGUGGCUGCAGCGCUUAUUAGUCCUCAACACACGCACAUCGACCACUAUCAACUCUUUGACUACGUCACCGUUUACCAGGUGGAACAGAUGUACCGCCGCUUCCAUCGCCAGUGCACUGAUGAUCAAGUACAGCAGUUUCUGAAGACGGUUUUUGACCGUCCCGAACCCAAAAUUAGUCCGGCUCAACUGCAGGCCCUAUUUAUCUCAUACAAGCGCAAUCCGGCGGAAGUAAUUCAGGGCGUUUCAGCACUGUUUUCUUAGGAGGAAUAACAAGAAAAUUUAAUUG
Paramacrobiotus metropolitanus is the source of this 976-nucleotide messenger RNA. Its product is annotated as mitochondrial chaperone BCS1-like. The transcript is spliced from 3 exons. Gene Ontology annotation, molecular function: ATP hydrolysis activity; ATP binding. Bases 1 to 951 code for a protein of 316 amino acids. The record is from RefSeq and is a predicted model, not a curated record. Lineage: Eukaryota; Metazoa; Tardigrada; Eutardigrada; Parachela; Macrobiotidae.